GCUUCCCCGGCCGUCCAAUGGCCGCGCGCCUUGUUAGUCGGCCUACCCGCUUCACUCGUCGAGCGUAGCGCGACCGUUACGGCAACUGUUUCCGUUCUCUCUCCUGCGAAGCGUUUGAAGCCGUUCUCGCCCGGACCGUGUUGUCAAUUUUGGGUGGAGGACUACGACGCCAGAAGCCGAGCCCUCCCCGUGCUGUGUUGGUUUAUGCGCACACACCAUGCCGGAGUUCCUGGAGGACCCGUCCGUCCUGACUAAAGAGAAGCUGAAGACGGAGCUGCUGGCGAACAAUGUGAGUUUGCCGAGCGGCGACCAGCGCAAGGAUGUCUACGUGCAGCUCUACCUCAAGCACCUGACGGCGAAGAACCGGAGCACCCCGGAGUUCUCCAGCGACGACGAGCGGGAAUCUACCCCAAUGAGGGGCCGCGGCCGCCCACCGGGCAGGAAAGCAACAAAGAAGACUGACAAGCCCAGAACAGAAGAGAAAGAUAAUUUGGAUGUAACAGAGCUUAGCAAUGAAGCAUUAAAAAAUGAACUUGUUAAAUAUGGAGUGGCACCUGGCCCAAUUAUAGGAAGUACAAGGAAAGUUUAUGAACAAAGGCUUCUUAAACUUAAAGAGCAAGCAAGUAUUGCAGCCCCCUCACCUUUGGUAGCAGAUUUGUCAUCAGCAGGCGAUAACAAGCAAAAUGGAAACACUGAUUCUGAGCAUUACAGUGACAAUGAAGAAGAACCCAAGAUAGACAUGACCUUUGAAAAAAGAGAACCUUUGAGGAGCAAACAAAAAGCUCAGGUGACAGUUCGCAGUAGAAGAACAGAGAUAACUGAGACAAUUGAAGACACAGAUGACAUACCAGAGCUAAAUGUCAAAAGAAGUAAUAGGUCUCCCCCUGUGGAGUUUACCGCUGAAGUUGAAGAAUUAUUCACCAAUGAUCUUAGCACUUCUGAAGAUGUGGUUAAUGAACCUGCGUGGACACCUGGACCUUUGAAAAGUGGACGUGUUCAAGCUGUUUCUAAAGAAAUAACAAGAGUGUCACGAAGAACACCAAGGAAAAGGGAUGUAACUGCAGAUUCAUUGCCGUUUGAUGCAGAUAUCACAGAGACUACUUCAAAAACUGAAACUAUUACGACUGCAAGCAACCAAAUUCCAGCUUAUACAGCAUAUGAGCAUUUUGAAUCACGACAGGUUCAUAAUCAGGUUCCUGAAACUUUCAAGCAUAAAGAGACAUUGCUUUCAGUCAGCGAAUACUCAGACUUGUCAAGAAGGACCCCAAAGAAACAGCUGAUGAGUGAAAAAUGCAUGAAAUUGUUACAGCAAACCGAAGCAGGUACUCCUCCUAAACGGGUGAUUGAUGUUGAUAUAAUUGGUUAUUCAAACUCCAGUGAUCUUCUGAACACAGCCUUGAUAGAGGUUGUAGAAAAAACAUUUGAAGAGAAAAUAACCGAAAAGGAUAUCCUUAAGGAAAUGUUCCCACAUGAAGUUUUAACUCCAACAGGAAUCAGUGCCAGUUGUAGGAGACCAAUUAGAGGAGCUGCUGGCCGACCUUUAAGUCUAAAAGAUUAUAAAAUUGACGAAAGUUAUACAAAAUAUGUUUCGUCUAAGUACACACCAGUUUUGGAAGUGAAGACUCCAUCUGUGAAUGUGAAGAGCAGAAGAAGCAUACCUAUGUGGAUAAAGAUUUUGCUGUUUGUUAUUGUGGCUGUGUUUUCAUUUGUUGUUUAUCAAGCAAUGGAAACAAAUGAAGGGAAUCCCUUUUCCAAUAUUCUAAAAAAACAGCUUGAAUCAAGUAAAACUGAGAACUGACUUGGUGCAUUAACAGUUGAAUAUUUUUAGAAAGUCUAGAAUUACAAAAAAAAAACUGCCAUUUGUCUCAAAGUUUAGAAAUUAUGUGACCGCACUUCAUAAAAUCGUCUGUAUAUGAAUAAAGAUGGUACAUAUGGACAUCUGAAAUUCAUUUUUGACUUUGAACAGCUAGAAGAGGACUGUGCCAUAAUACAUUAUUUUUAUUAGAUAAUUCUGGAACAUUUUGUAGCUUUUGUUGUAUUUCUAUCAUGGAUCCUUCAGUUAAUUAUGAAGACCUUCUUUUUCAAAAAAAUAUGAAAAGAACUGUAACUCAAUGUGAAGCCUUUGUUUCCUUAAUGUUUUUAAAGUAAGAAUUUCACUCAUGCUAUUUUGACAUUCGUGUUGGAGGGGUGGGCAUUGGGUUAGUAUAAGACUGGUAAAUGGGGCAUAUUUUGAAAUAGCUGUGCAGCAUAGAUUGACAUAUUAAUGCUUUUUAAAAAAAUCUACAAUAUCUUUAGAAGAUGGUAACUUUUUAGUACAUUAUGUAAUGUAUUUAUCUGUCGCAGAUUCCUGCAACAAUGCUUUUACUGUGUGUCAUUUGGACUUCACUGAUUUCUAAAAGGCAGUGUUUCUGCUUUUGUAUCAUGUAGCACAGGCCCAAAUCUUGAGCUUUGAAACCUUUUUGUUCCAUUCAAACUACUGUGUGAAAAUAAAAAAUGCAAAUGUAUUCCCAAAUUGGACAUUAUCAGAUCUGAAAAAUUCAGAAUAAUGAAAAUUAGCACUAUUUUUUUGUUUUUUCCAGUACUGAAGAUUAGUGAUUAAUACUUUUUUUGGUGUGCAACGCAGUUUUGUAUUGUGUUGCAGGAAUCUAACUUUCAAGCUGAGUUUCAAUGUCUUUAUUUUAAAGAUGUGGGUUUAUUUCUCUACUUUGGAGUGGUAAAUCAUUUUAGAUAGCAACUGAAUGUCUCUUCAUGUGAUAGUCUUUCCAAGAGAAAAUGAUGCAUAAACUGCAUUAUAAAUUGAUUUCAGAAA
Pelobates fuscus (common spadefoot toad) is the source of this 2809-nucleotide messenger RNA. RefSeq names its product thymopoietin (gene TMPO). Gene Ontology annotation, molecular function: DNA binding. The record is from RefSeq and is a predicted model, not a curated record. Bases 218 to 1798 code for a protein of 526 amino acids. The transcript is spliced from 11 exons. NCBI's taxonomy places the organism in Eukaryota, Metazoa, Chordata, Amphibia, Anura, Pelobatidae.